AUGGAGGUAAAUUUGAGUGUGUGGGUGUUUGCAAGAGAGGUAAAAGCGAGGGAGUUUCUUGCUGGGAGGCCACAGGUGGAGGUGGCAACUGCUGGGCUGAAACGACUUGAGUCCUACCCAUGUUCUGUCGAAGCUGUGUCCUAUGUGGUGGAGGGCGAGGCUAGGGCAGGGCUUAUCAGCCCGGAGGGUAUUCGCACCAACCCACCGAGUGCUGGCGAAGGCAUGGGGCGUGGAGGAAGCAGAUGUGACACAGCUGCUGUUUCCCUUCUGUCUCUCACUGCCGUGCCUCCUGUGUACCCUUUCUCUCUGCCUCUCCAUGUUUGUUCCCCAUCACACACACAGCCACCGAGUGCUAAUGAGAUCAUGGAAUGUGGAGGAAGCAGACGUGGCACAGCUGCUGCUUUCAUUCCUCUGUUCACUCUGCUUCCCGGUUACCAUUGUCCUCUGCCUUUUUGCCUUUGUUCCCCGUCCUACAGCCGUCGAGUGCUAGCGAGGGCCUGGGGCGUGGAGGAAGCAGAUGUGGCACAGCUGCUGCAGGGGCAGAAUGAUGCAGCCAUUGCAAAGGUCCACCCGGGGAAGGUGGUAUCUGCUGCCUCAGCCGCUGAUAACUCGGAAGCCACUGUAGCGUUUGGUGAUUUCGUGUACAACCUUAUAGAGGAGCAGGCUUCUAUCGAGACGCCUGGGGGUGGCACUCUGAGCACUGCCGAUGGCUUCAAGCUGCCGGUGUUCCGUCACCUGGGCGUUUCUGCUGCUCGCAUCAACUUGCUGCCCAAUGCCAUGGCAGCGCCGCAUUGGCUGUCCAACGCAGCAGCCAUUCACUUUGUGACACGUGGCAGUGGGCGAUUUGAGAUAGCUUAUCCGGACGGCAGGAAGGCACUGAGGAAGCGUGUGAACGCAGGAGACGUGGUGGUGGUGCCGGCUGCCUUCGCUCAUGCUGUUGUGAGUGGUGCAGUGUGGUGCAGUGUGGUGCAGUGUGGUGCAGUGUGGUGCAGUGUGGUGGCGUCAGGGGAGGGAUUAGAAUACAUUGCUCUUUCCCCAAAGUCCAAACCCAAGCCUGGCUUCUUAGCCGGAGGCAAUUCAGUCUACAGUGCGCUGCCUACCGCUGUACUGAAGGCUGCUUUUAACGUGGAUAAAGCUCUGGUGGGAAAGCUGCGGGAAUCCAGGGAAGGGGAGUAUGUGAUCCUGUCCCCUGCGAAAGGAAAGGAAGAGGGUGGGUUUUGA
Molecule: messenger RNA, 1221 nt
Organism: Closterium sp. Yama58-4
Lineage: Eukaryota; Viridiplantae; Streptophyta; Zygnematophyceae; Desmidiales; Closteriaceae
Source: the annotation of a GenBank genome assembly